UUUUUUUUCAACUGGAUGAACUAUGUACAAUUAUCGUUUAUGGAUAAAUUUAUUAUAAAAAUCGGAAUGAAUCUUAUAUCUCAUUUCAUCCUCUGUUAUGUAAUAUGUCAUAUUAAAAUAUCAUAAUAAGUAGCAACACCUAACAACUGUAUUAACCAGAAAUGCACAACAUUAAUUUAUACAAUUCCUAAAAUACAUAUUACUAAAAUCACUUGAUCAGUAUUAACCAGUGAUCAGUUAAACUACAAUAGAAUUUAUGUUUGAAUCGGAUCAAAUAAUCGACUAUUUUUUGCCCAGAUGUUUACAAUUAAAAUGUUCCUAAUUAAGAUAAAACAACAACUGAGAGUACAUCCAUUAAUAUGAGAAUAUAUGACAAUAUCUGAUUAUUUACACAUAUAAUCAUAUGAUAGUUAUGCAUCACAGAAUACACUUUUACACAGUGAAUAGUUUCUAUUGUAUAUUGUUGAUUGUUUUUCUAAUGUGUCAUUGUGAAAAUGUGGAAAUUCUUAUUCCUACAGGAAAAAUAUUUAAUGUCAUUCUACCAAUAGAAAAUUCUAAUCAUGAUUUCUGGAAUUUACCCAAUUGUAUUCAAUUCAUUUCAACUAUGAAUAAAACUAAAGAAAUCAAUAUAACAUUCAAUGGAUUAUGCUUUCAAUGUGAUACAAUAAAUAUAAACAAUCAGUUAUCUUUUAAUGAAAAUGUUACACAACUUAAUAAACCAAUAUUUAAUAAAUCAAUUGAUUAUAAUUAUGAUUAUACAAUUUAUUUAAAUAGUUACCAUGUAAAUACUCAUUUAACAUUGAAUAUUCAUUCUAUUCAUUCAAAUACAUCAUUACACUAUGCAUUAGUUAAUUAUCAUAAACAUAUAUCAAUGAAAUGUUUUAAACAAUCACCAACAUUAUUAUUAUUUAUAUUCAAUGUACAAAUAUGUAAUUUAAAUUAUACAGAACGUAUUGAAUUAAAGAAUAUGAUACAAAUAUUCAUGGAUUUAAUCGAUAUUACAUAUUUUAAUCAUUCCUUAAUUAGAUCUAAUCAUGAUCAUGAUCAUGAUAAUAAUGUUCAUUUAAUUUUGGAAUCAUCAAUCAUUUAUGAAAGGAAAUUAUCCAUAUUGGCUAGCGCUAAAGCACAUAAUUAUAUCAGAAAUUCUAAAUCAAAUUUUUCCCAAUUAAUUAGCAUACAACAUAUUGGAUGUGGUAUUAUACCUGAUCAUAUAUUGAAAAUAUUAACUGUAUUAGAGAAGAAAUUUCAGAUGGGAUUGAUACCAAUUUGGACAUUAUUGAAUAAUACAAAUUUUACUCGUUUUGUGAAGUUUAAAAAUAUCACGUUGGCUGAAUGGAUUGUUGGUGAUCUAAUUCAUAAUUCUUUGGAUGAUGCAACACAGACAAAACAAGAAAAUGUAAAACGGCCUCUUAAUAAACGAUCUGCAGUGUCGUCACGUGAAGCUGGAUAUUUAGAAGAAGGUUCAGGAAUGGCUUUGUUUCAACAAUUUUCAAAAACGGAUUAUCGUUCAUUUUUAGAGCAUUCCAGUUCUGAUCUAAUACAUUCGAAUAUACCAAGAGUUAAAAAUUAUAUAACACCAAUAAAAACAACAGUGUAUCAAAUAUCUAAUGUCCAAAUACCACAGAAUACAUUCUAUGAUCUUCAAGAUGGUUAUACACAAAACCUCAAACUUACAUUAUACGCUUCAAAUCGCGAAAAUAUUUCAUAUAUUGAACUUAAGUCUAUGGAAAACUUGAAUCAGGCUAUCGGUGAAGAGAUUACACGUGAUAUAAAAAACUGGGUGUCGUUUGAUCCAAAGAAUCAGAUUAUACGACUUAAACCAUUACCAGACCAUGUUGGAAAUCAUACACUCAUUGUAUGUGCAACAGAUAGAGAUCAGAAUAGAGCUUGUGAACCGUUUCAGAUAAUUGUGAAGCGUCCAUCACCUUUCAGAAAGAACUUUAUUUUACGUAUACCUCCAGGUGUAUUUUGGUGUUACCAAGUACCUAUUUAUUGGUUCAAAGAACUUAAAACUCUUUCAUUUGAUAAAUUAGAUUUGGAAGUGAAAGGUGAUUCACCAUUUUCAUGGAAUGUCCAAACUGGAGAAGUAUGCGUAAUAAGCAAUUUGAAAAUAUCACAAAUUAUAACACUUUUUUUUCAUGCAACAAAUGUUAAACUUGCUCAAAGUGUAGAAAUUGAAUUUCGUUUAUCGGCUAAAGUUCCAUCAGUUCAACUUUUGGUAACCAAUACUAAAUUACGAAUGAAAUUUCAAUGGCCAAAGAAAUUAACAAAUUAUGAAUUAAAUACAUUAAACAAGAUUAAUUUGACUCUUGCAGAAACAUUACAAAAUCGAAUUAAUCCUGAAGUUACUUCAGAGAAAUUAUAUAUAUAUGAGAUCAUGCAAUUUAGAAUUCCACAAAAUGAAUCUGAUAUAGCAUCGUUUGAAUUGGAUUGGAUAUUCCUACCAUUGGGUUUACCAAAUGACGGUGAAGAAAUAUUUCUUUUAUCUAAUGAUUCUGCUAUAACUAACAUUCAUUCAUUUCAAAUGAUACAAAACACAAAUCUACAUAACGUUAAUCAACCAAUAAACCUUUAUGUACAAUCACAUAAUAUACCGAAACUUUCUAAAUUAUUAACCGAUUGUCAAUUAUCUAAUUUGGAUAAAGCUGAAAUUACUCUACAAAAUAAUAAAAAUUUAUUCAUUCCCUUCAUAUUAGAGUCUGUAAAGUUGUUAAAUUUAGAAAAUUCAGCUUGUUUUCUAGCUAAAAAAAUAACAAAACAAUUAGAAGAACAAGCAUAUUCAGCUUCUCAACAAUCAAAUGAAAUUGGGACAAAUUUAAGUAGAUGGUCAGACAGUCAUUUGUAUAUGCCAGCGAAUGUUCAAUUUAUGCCAAAUGUGAUACCUAACUUCACUGUUAUUGCAGGUUUACGAUUCAAAAAAUCUAUUAAUCCAAAUAAUGUUACUCCAUCUAAAAGAAUUCAAUUUAUGGAAUUAAGAGAUGCUUAUGGACUCAUUCUUGAUGAUUCUAGUUGGAUGACUUUAACAUUAGACAAUUCACACUUAAUCGGUUUACCUCUUAAUGAUCAUAUACGAAAACAACCAUAUUUAUUUAGACUUUAUAUUCAUUCCGUUGAUCAAAAAACACCUAUUACAAUUGGCUUUACAGUAGAAGUACAAGAUUGGUUUGAUACUAUGAGAAAAGAUAAAUCCUUUCAAUUAAAUCAUCGUGUUCGUUUACGUAUCUUACCAUCAAUUCAAACGUCAACUAGUCAAUCAACUGAAAUAUGGCCAGUUAAACCAUCAAAUUCAUUAAAUUAUAGAUGGAAACUUUCAAAUGCAAUUGAUAAAUUUCUUCAUCCAAAUUGUUCACCACCUUGUAAUCCAGACGUUGGUAUCUGGCAGAUAACACAACAAAAUGUAAACAGUCUAUCAGUCACAUGGGCUCAACUUUCAUUGCUUCAAGAACAAGGAAAAUCGCAAACAGAUGAAAAUUUGUCUAACUGUCCAUGGGAAAAAUUCGAUCAUUUACAAAAUUUACUUAUUUUUGCACCAACUUUAGUUUCAGCUCAGAAAAAUCUAGGUCUUGUCACUGGUCUUGCUAACGAUGGUCAACUCUAUCUAUCCCCUUGGUCAGCACCUUCGAAUCAUUUUAGAGCACAUAUCGAAUCAUCUGAACUUGGAAUAGUUGAAGCGGCUGUAGUUGAUCGUAUGGGAAGUUGUGCACGUCAUACUAAUAAGUUCGAAGGUCAAGAACUGAUGGGACAAUCAAUGCAAAACAGAUUCUCUUCAUUCUCAAGUUUAGAUAAUGAUGUGAUUAUGAAUUUCACAGUAUUUACGGGUGAAGGUUUUCGACGUAAAAUAGUAAAUGAUGAUACUUUGGCAACAAUGUCUCGAGGCAAUGUUCAUUUAUAUGAUAUAAGUGGUAGACAAGUAGGCUCAUCACAUUGGAUUGGUUUAGAGAAAGAUAAAUCAACAAUAUUUGGCAUCAUUAUUGGCAAUUCUGUUCAACCAUCAAGUCAUAAAUUUCAUAUAACGGAUAAUCCAGAAAAGAAUGUGGGUGUUCAAUUUUCAAUAUAUGUGGCUGGAUCCAAUCCACAACUGCCAACAAAUUUCAAUCAUCGCGUAGUAAUGCACUUUAGCGCAGAUCAUGGUCGACCAUGGACAGGAGGACAUAGUCUGGUAGAUAGAUGGCUACUGAUUUCAGCUUUGGAUGAUUACCUUAGACCUCAUUGUAUGGGAAGCAUGAUAUGUAGAAAUGAUAUGGAUAUUAUUUUACUUACACUUAACUAUCAAGCCUCUGGAUUUUCUGUUAUAUGGGCUCAAAAGUCUAUUUUAAUUCUUACUGAAAAUAUUCAUUUAAAUAAAACAGAAUUAUUAGAUUCUUAUACUCAACAAGAAUAUUGGAAUCAAUGGUCUAAACAUAUACAUCAUACAGUUAAACGUAAUAUAGAUUUUAAUCAAAUUCCUUUACAAUUAAAUAAACAAUCAAAAUGUAAUAAUCAUCAUGAUAAUUGUCAAUCUUCAUUAUCAACUAUACACUUUACUAAACCUAUUUAUGAACAAUAUAAAAAUGUAUAUAGAAAUAAACGUCAUUUAUAUACUACAAUAAAUUGUCCUGAAAAAGAAAUAAUAAAAUUAGAAAAUCGUCUUUUAUCAGAAAUAAGAAAAGAUUUACAACAACCAUCAAUUGAUUUUAUAAAACAUUUAAAAGAAGCUGGUGUAGGUCAAUUAGAUGAAAUACAAAUUGAACGACUUGGUCCUUGUAUUCAAACACAACAAGCUCCACCAAUUUUCAUACCUGGACCUGGAUUUGAAGGUAAUCAUGAGACGUUUAUUCCAAAUUAUGAAAAUAAAAGAGAAUAUAAAGAUUUAGUUGAUAUUGGUUCAUCUAUAUCAUCGUCAUCAUCAUCCUCAUCAUUAUCAUCGUUAUCAACUUCAUCUAUACAGGAUGAAAUGAAUGGAUCAAGAAUAAUUCUACUUGGGACUCUUUUACCAGUUUGUAUAUCAUUUAUUAUACUAUUAUUAGGUAUAUUAGCAUUUGUAUGGUAUCGUAAAAAUGGUAGAUCAUGUACAGAUGGAUUAACAUCGCAUACAUCCAUUGUUAAUAGUGGACAUAGUGUUGUAAAUCUAGAAACUGAAAAAAUGUUAACAACAAUAACUAGUCCAAAAAAAUUCACAAGUAAUGGUCGUCAGUCAAAAAAUACAAAACUAGACAAUAUGAACAGUGGAAACACUUCAAACGGAUCUGAUAAUACAUGUUUAUCCCCUACAAAACCAAUGAUAUUAAUUAAUGAACGACCACCGUUUACACCACCGGACUAUAAUCCAGGAUUUACUGACUCCACGGAUAGACUACCUAUGACACAUUUAUCUCAAUCACAAAUUCCAUUACAAAAUACUAAUGAAACAAUAAUUACUGGAAUGAUGGAUAAUAGACAAAAUCAGACAAAAACAAGUUUUACUUUACGACCUAAUCCAUAUAGAAAUUUACCUCCAGCAAUUGAAACAAAACCAGGAAUGCCUUCUCCUGCCUCACAAAUUCCCUAUGCACCAUUUCGUAAAAUUAUGACAUUCCCUAAUUCAUCAACUGAUAACAAACAAUAGAUAGCUAUCUAACUACCUAUAAGAUAAGUGAAAGAUUUAUAUCCGUCACAAUGUGAAAAUGUAUCAUACAUGUAUUAUUAUUAUUUUAAAAGAGAACAUUUUUCAUCUUAUCUAUUUUAUUUUGUCUUUUUGGGUUUCAUUUCAUUUAAUCCAAUCCGCUUUAUUGUUAUUUUUUAUGGAACCACUGGCAUUUUUUUUUCUUAUCAUUGAUUACGUAUAUACACGUACAUAAUUGACAUUUUACUUUCAGUACGAAGGUAUCUCAUAAUGAUUAUCCUUGAAACUGAUCAUUUCAUUCGGACAAGUAAAAUCAUGUUAAUAAACUAGCCCAGAUUGUUUUGUUUUCUGCUUCACGAUUCAUAAACGCCUUUGUUUAUGUAUACUUUUUUAAAAUAAAAAAAAUAAAAGAUGAAUUCGUGUGUAACGGUUAACUUUAAUGCAAAAGUACUUUUUACUAUUAUCACUGUUUGUUCUGCUUGUUGAUAAAUUACUUGAAAGAAUAAAGAAUACUGAAAAAAAAAGUUUUUUUCAUUUAUUUUAUGCUCACAUUUUUCUUUAUUUAUCAUUGUUUACUAACUUUUCUUUCUUACUUUCCACUAAGUUUGUUCAUUCACAAUACUGUACUGUAUUAAUAUGUUUGUUUAUUAGUAAUCUUUAUGAGUAUAACCACAAUUAUGUAUAUUAAAUGUGUAAUUUAUUUUGCUUAGGUAUUUUAUUAACUGAUUUGUUUAAUGGAAAAAGAAACUGAUGAAGUUUAAUCAUUUAUUUAUUCAUUUGUCUAAGAUGAAUAUCGACAUUGUGAACAGUAAUCCUUUCAAUAAUCAUCCUCUUGUAUUCUUCGAUCUCCUUAAUGUUAAACUUCUUUUAUUUAAAAUGUAUUAAUUUUAAAACAAUUUUCUUGUAUAAAUUUCUGUCCAAUGGAUAAAUGAAACAAAACAAUGAUGAAGAUUAUCUAUUUCAGAUUAAGAUAUAAUGUAAUACCGAUAUGAUCAAUAAAGUACUAUCUUCAUUCGGAAUUAGAUCAGUUGAAUAUGAUCUGAAAUCUGAAAUCCAUUUAUCAUUGUCAUCAUUAAACUUGUAUGAAAUUUUUUUUAAAUAAUCGUUAUUUUUAGCUUACUUCCAUUCAAUGUUCAUAAAAUAAACAGAGAAUGCUUAAAAAGAGUUUAAUAUUUACGUUUGGGGGGGGUUCUUUUCCUGCUCGUUAUUCAUUUUAAUCUAAAGUUUAUUUAUUUUUACUCUCAUUGUUAUUGAAUUGUUGUUCAUUCUUGUUAUUUUAUUUAUGUGUUCUUCUCUUUUGCUUUUUUUCUUUUCUACUUUCUUUCACUUUUCCAUAUUCAUUAUUAACUCAUAAUGAUGAUAAUCGAAUAAUGGAACAAAAACAUAAAAAAGAUGAACUUUAACAACAACAAAAUAUACAAUGAUUAUUUUCGUAAUUAGCAGAAAAUUAAGAAGCAUUGAAUAAUUGUUCCAUUCUUGUUUAGGAAUUUAAAUCAGUAUGUAUCCACCAGUUUGCACAAAAUGAUGGUAAACCUAAUAGUAUUAGAUCUAAACAAAAAAGUUUUAAAAGAUACACAUUUGUAAUGUUAAUCAAUUUACAAAAUGAU
This is a messenger RNA of Schistosoma intercalatum, 7188 nucleotides long. The record is from the annotation of a GenBank genome assembly. Lineage: Eukaryota; Metazoa; Platyhelminthes; Trematoda; Strigeidida; Schistosomatidae.